Exophiala viscosa is the source of this 2578-nucleotide messenger RNA. Its product is annotated as poly(A)-specific ribonuclease. The transcript is spliced from 8 exons. Lineage: Eukaryota; Fungi; Ascomycota; Eurotiomycetes; Chaetothyriales; Herpotrichiellaceae. Gene Ontology annotation, molecular function: protein kinase activity; poly(A) binding; metal ion binding. The coding region runs from base 386 to 2359 and encodes 657 amino acids. Gene Ontology annotation, cellular component: PAN complex; P-body. Gene Ontology annotation, biological process: mRNA processing; nuclear-transcribed mRNA poly(A) tail shortening; protein phosphorylation. The record is from RefSeq and is a predicted model, not a curated record.
GGUCCGUUCCAUCCCCCGCCGGUCUCGUGUGUAGGUACUUACGAGUAUCACCACCACUACUACCGCCAACUGCGCCGCAUCUUAGACUCGAUCUCAGCUAUUCCUACAAUUUCGCAGUGGAGAGACCUCAAUCUCAGUGGAAGGUCGAGCUGCUGGCGAUCCUGCCAUAUUCUUCUCUUGUACUCUUAUUUUGGAUAUCCUCAACCGCGAUGUGCAUUCUCUCGCUCCAUACCAUAUGAUCACAUAUAAAGACUACGUCGUUUCUGCCACCUUCUAGUCCCGCAAGUCGAGCAACUCAUAAGAUGCGUUGAAAAGAACCUCUGAGCGAAGGUCUCUCUCUGGAACAAAUGGAGCCGGAUACCAUGCGCAGGACUCCCCAGUGAUCAUGGCUGCAGCUCUCAAGAACAAUGUCGAAGACGCAAAGCAGACUGCUUUGUCCCCUCGACUCAAAGGUCGAGAAAAUGCCAAAGAUACGCUUUGUCGCAAUGUUACAAUCUACGGGAAAUGCCGCUAUGAAGACAAAGGCUGUGCUUUCAGUCAUACCAUGGAAAAGCCAGCCUCCGAUGGCGCAUAUAGCGAUAGGUCUACCGACCCAAGCCUCAACCUACCGAAACAAUUCGCUAACCCCAAGCUCAGUCAGUUAAGGAAGGCCUUCAAUGUGGAAUCUCCCAGCUUCACUCCCACCUUCCUGUCUCCGAACGGGGCCAAUGCGACUGUCAAAAAGACGGCAGGCAUUUCUCCUAAGGCAGCAAGUGCUGCCCCGUUCCUGCCAAAAGCAAUCAUUUCGAGAUCAUCCAAUGCCACACCACUUCGUCAAGAUGCCAGGACUCCAGAUUGGGCGGUGGCAGACGUGCAAGAGUUUGUACCGCGACAGGCUCAAGAACCCCAGAUGACAAACGAAAACGAGAUCCCGGUUGCGCAUACGUUCGAACCUUUCCAAGCAAAUCACACCACCAACCCCUAUCUCGAUCAUAGCAUGAAUGGUGCAGCCUUUUUCCAGGGUGGGACUGGUUUUCAACAGCCGGUGCAAUAUCAUCAAUAUGCACCAAUCGGGCCCUUCAGCACCAACCUGGCUCCAUAUCAGCGCACCGUGCAUGACCUUUUCAUCCCCAACGAUCUUCGCGAAGAAAUACAAAAGAAGUCUGCGGCGACUCUGCAGACCCUGCCCAACUCACAACUGCCGAGCCACAUCGAAAAUUAUCACUCGUUGGUGCCACUAGAUACCAAUCACAAAAGUUCUACUAUUUUUGGAGGCUAUCAUUCGUGGGUCUAUAAAGCUCAGUCGAGCGCGAAUGGACACUUCUUUGCCCUGAGAAGAAUCGAGGGUUUUCGGCUAACGAAUGAGCUUGCCAUUCGGUCUGGACAGGCGUGGAAGAAUGUGGUCAGUCCGAAUGUUGUCCGCGUUGUGGAUGUCUUCACGAAUCGCGCCUUCGGCGACAGCUCUCUCUUCUUCGCUACAGAUUACCAUCCUCUGUCAAAGACUCUACUGGAGCAUCAUCAUAUAGGACCGACCUGGGCGCGUCCCGGGCGUGGCACCAAAGACCAAGUUCUCGAGCCGGUCCUCUGGAGCUAUGUGGUACAGAUCGCUUCGGCCAUAAAGGCGAUACAUAGCAGUGGUCUGGCUGCUCGAUUGCUGGACCCGAGCAAGAUUCUUGUGACAGGCAAGAAUCGGAUUCGACUAAAUGGCUGCGGGAUCAUCGAUGUCGUUCAGUUCGACAGCAACGUUGUACCUCUUCCGCAGCUACAAAGGCAGGACCUCGUCAAUUUUGCACUAGUCAUCCUUUCCCUGGGGUCUGGAACUGCUGAUGCGGGGGCCAAUUUCGCUCGCAGCAUGGAUCUGUUCAAACGAUUUUACAAACCAGAAUUGCAGACUGCCGUUGUUUGGCUAUACUCAUCAAUGCAUGACAACGAAAAGACGAUCGACCAGUUCCUGCAAUUGAUCUCCAACCAAAUGGUGACAGCCUUUAGCGCUUCGCUCCACACUGAUGAUGCAUUAUACUCGGAGUUGAGCCGGGAAGUUGAGAACGCGCGGCUGGUACGUCUAAUGGCCAAGUUGAACUUCAUCAACGAAAGGCCCGAGUUCGAACAUGACAGAGCCUGGUCAGAAAAUGGGGAACGAUAUUUCCUAAAACUCUUCCGGGACUAUGUAUUCCACCAUGUCGACGCACAAAAUCGCCCUGUCGUAGACCUUGGGCAUGUUCUGACCUGCUUGAACAAAUUGGAUGCUGGCACUGAGGAACGAGUUACGUUGAUCAGUCGAGAUGAGCAAAGUUGUUUCGUGGUGACCUACAGAGAGUUGAAGAAAGGGAUCGAAUCUGCAUUCCAGGACCUGAUGAAAAGGAGUGCACCUUUGCGUUGAAAUGCUUGCAAACCAUGAAAUGCAGGUUAUACGGGUGCGGCAGGGCCAGCUGGAGUUCAAACAGUCAGACCGAGUGCAAAAGCUGAAAGACCGGACGGAGAUUUGAAAGGUGAGUGAUCUGUGGAUUUGUGCCACCACCUUUGGAGUGUAGCAAAAUGCUUUCUCGUCUCUGGAAGGAGGCUAGCAUCUAGAUGGGUUGAAUAUAGAGAGCAGAAGACG